UCGUUCGGUUCAGGACGGAGUGAGAAAGCGAGAAAGCAAUGUUAGAAGCGGGAAAAAAAGUUAAAUACGGCUACAUAUAGAUAUUUUUUUAAUGUGCAGGGGAAAACACAGUGAAUGUGGAUGGGCUUGACUUUGUGCGUAUGGAGACGCCUUUGAACAAGAGGCACCCGACGCUAAGAUUAGCAGAUUUGGCAGCAGCUCAAACCCUUCCUCAUCAGAAUAUGACAGGCCUCCUGGGGAUAGGGGGACAUCACCCUCACUCCAACUAUGCCCGACUCCACCCGGGGGACACGGGCAGCGACCCCGGAGUGGCACUCACUCCAUUUGGACCCGAGCACAUGGCACAGACAAAUGCUCCAAAACUUAGUACAUCUCAACACACUCAAAGCCACCCCGAAGCCCAUACCGCGGUAUCUUUCACCACUUCUGAGAAAACAUUUAGUUUCCCCGCGGCUCACCCCCACCUAGGUUACACCACCAGCAGAGACUACGUUCUCACGAGAGAUCUUUCAGCCUCUGCUAUGCACACGCUUGGCGAUCGGCAUAGUUCCGCCUCCUCUUCUCGUCGACAUGGCACGUUUCUUUCUCCAACAGGUGCUUACGGGCACGCAGAAGGUGGUACCCAUUCACUUUUUCCGGGACUUCAAGAUCAAGUCGCCUCAGGUUCCCACUCGCAUAGUGCUCUGAACGGGCAGCUGCACCUGAGUUUUCCGGGGGACAUUUAUGGCAGGCCAGAACAUUUCGGUCACAGGCCCGAACACUACGGACCUUCUCUGUUCGGCUACAACUCCAUGAACUUAAAUGGGAAUGUUGCUUCGACUCCUCAUGCAGCCACAGGGGCGUUUUUGAAGUACAUGAGACAGCCCAUCAAACAAGAGUUAAUCUGCAAAUGGAUUGACCAGGAAAAACCUUCAAAGAAGCCAUGCAACAAAACUUUCAGCACCAUGCAUGAUUUGGUUAACCACGUUACCGUAGCGCACGUUGGGGGACCGGAGCAGAGCAGUCAUGUUUGUUUUUGGGAGGAAUGUCCGCGAGACGGCAAAGCUUUUAAGGCAAAGUACAAACUGAUAAAUCACAUACGAGUUCACACUGGAGAAAAACCAUUCCCGUGUCCUUUCCCUGGUUGCGGAAAAGUAUUCGCUCGUUCGGAAAACCUCAAGAUCCACAAGAGGACGCACACAGGAGAGAAGCCAUUUAAGUGUGAAUUUGAAGGGUGUGACAGGAAAUUCGCAAACAGUAGUGACAGGAAGAAGCACUCUCACGUCCAUACGAGUGACAAACCUUACUACUGCAAAGUAAGAGGCUGUGACAAGUCUUACACACACCCCAGUUCCUUGAGGAAACACAUGAAAGUUCACUGCAAAUUCCCCCCACCCCCUUGUGCGAACACAGAGUCAUACCACUCGUCGACGGCUCACAGAGACACCCUCUCCCCAAUCUCCGAGACUCACAGGUGCCAUUCUGCAAGUCUCUCGCCUCCGGUUGCCAAUCUCAAUGAAUGGUACGUGUGUCAAGGAAAAGCAGGGCCGAACCAUCCUCACGGCCCGUUCAGUGAUGUUCCGACGUCGGACUCGGAAGCGGAGGAAGCUUUCAGGAACUCGGACCCAAAGACAAUGAUUUAAUAUUGACAUAGAAAAUGCAAAGGCAAAUGUUGCUAAAAUAUUGCACCAAUUGCAGAAAAUGCGGCAAGUUCACGGAAAAUAUAAGGAUAUCAGUAAGUCCUGAAAGGGAACAGGAAACAAUUCUCGAGAAAUCAAAUUGUAAAGGACAACAACAAUUGAAAUCUACCAUCACUAAAAUAAAUAAAUAAAUAAAUAAAUAAAUAAAUAAAUAUCCGAGGCAUGGAAAGCAUCUCUGGUUGACGAUUGACGAUUUAUGAAAACGAUGACUACUGAACAUCAGAAGCCGGCAAAAGCCAUGGCAUAUCAUAACGUUAUAUGAAUAUGAACAUUCCGCACAAAUCAACCUUGACAGUGAACACACAAAUAUACUUCGCGUUCAUAUUAAUGCUGUCCUGGCCUCUGACACUAUUCAAUCAUAACUGACUGGAUGAUAGGAUGACUUGGUCUUAUGUUUUAUCUCAUCACUAUCCACUAUCAGUCUUCAAUCAGAUUGAUCCAUCAAUUUCUCAAGCACGAUAAGAACGUUUACCAUCUUUUGGGAUAGUGCAACUUUAACGUUGCUAUGAAUACAUAUAGCUCCUCACAUACAAACUGACACAAUAAUGAUAAUAUUUCAUCUUAUUAUUUUUAAUUUAAUUAUUAACUAAUUCAAAACUAUUGUGAACAUAUUACAGGUAAGAGGUAUGAAAAAUGAUAUCUAAAAAAAUGUAACAUUCACAACUCGCAUGAUCCAAUGUCUUCAUAGGUUACUGAUAAGAAAGCAAAGGUAAAUGGGAGCGUAUCAAGGUCAACACAGCAGGCUUCGUUCCUCUAAAUGUGGGCUAAAUUACAAAUGAUUUUGUGCUGUAUUUAAAAUAAUAAUAAUAAUAUAUUAUACAAAACAAAUUUAAAAAUCAUCGUUAUA
Messenger RNA from Anguilla anguilla (European eel), 2526 nucleotides. Its product is annotated as zinc finger protein ZIC 5-like. Gene Ontology annotation, cellular component: nucleus. Bases 141 to 1622 code for a protein of 493 amino acids. Gene Ontology annotation, biological process: regulation of transcription by RNA polymerase II; central nervous system development. Gene Ontology annotation, molecular function: DNA-binding transcription factor activity, RNA polymerase II-specific; RNA polymerase II cis-regulatory region sequence-specific DNA binding. The transcript has 2 exons. The record is from RefSeq and is a predicted model, not a curated record. Lineage: Eukaryota; Metazoa; Chordata; Actinopteri; Anguilliformes; Anguillidae.